AUGGUUGAUAACUAUGAAGAUAGAGAUACCAAUUACAAGGUGUCUUCACAAGAAAAAACCACCAGCGGUGGAUGGAACGCCGCCGUAUUCAUCAUCUUUGUUGAGGUGGCUGAGCGAUUUGUGUUCUUUGGCAUGUCGGGGAACCUCAUCACAUACCUCACAAACCAACUCCACCUGCCUAUUCCCACAGCGGCUAAGAAUGUCAACAUCUGGGUUGGUGUGUCUUGUCUCUUCUCCAUAUUUGGAGCCUUCAUUGCUGAUUCCUUCUUGGGUCGGUUCAAGACCAUCCUUUACUCCUCCAUCAUUUAUCUUCUGGGAACCGUUAUGUUGACACUGUCGGUGUCAGUAAUUCCUGUGCAUAAUCGUAAAGUAAUGUUCUUCAUAGCGCUUUACAUAUUAACGGUCGGCGAAGGAGGGCACAAGCCAUGCGUGCAAACCUUCGCGGCGGACCAAUUUGAGGAGGAUUCAGAAGAGGAUAAGAAGGCCAAGAGCUCAUUCUAUAAUUGGUGGUAUCUGGGAAUAGUGUUUGGCUCCACUUCUGCCACACUCGUAGUAAUAUACUUGGAGGACAAUGUUGGUUGGGCCGUAGGAUUUGGAAUUUUGGCAGCAGCAAUGUCGGUGUCACUAGCAAUAUUUUUGCUAGGAAUAAAGAGCUACCGGAAGCAAGGUCCCCUAGGGAGCCCACUCACUACAUUGGCGCAGGUGCUUGUGGCGGCGGCUCGGAAGUGGCGUGUGAAUGAGAUGCGCGACGGUUGUAGUGUUUUUCGUGGAGAUGAGAGGGAUGGGUCCAACAGUACCGGUCAAUUUAAGGCUCGGACUAUGGCUCGUACUAAUCAGUUGAGGUAUGUUUAUAUUCUCUGGGUGUACUCAUACUGUUUCAAGGUGCUGGCUGGGUUGAGUGCCUUGAAUUUGUGUGUUUAUGUGUGGGUUGCUAAGCGUUUUGUGUACAAAAAAGUUGAAGGGGAUGAUGAUGAUGAUGCUGAUAUACUUGCAUAAAUGGAGCAGCAUUAGAUGAUGGAACGAAGAAAUUAAGUGUUAACGUUAAUUAUAUGUUUUCUAGCUCCUGUUUGGAUUAGAUGUAUAGCAAACAGUGUAUAAUUAGGCUUUCUCUGUCUCUUAAACAUAUUUAUGGGACUAUGUUUACGAUCCCAUGACUUAAAAAUAUAAUCUUUAACCAUAUAUCUAUAGGCACUCUUUCCUUUAAGCCCGUUUUUAAGGGCGAUCAAUUUUAUAUGAGGUUUGUAUAAUUUGGUAUUAGAGUCACGUCGUCACGUCGCCACAUCGAGUGCGAGAUCAGACACAAUUUGUCGAGUAUGAAAUCGAAUGAGUUGUCACUUUGUCGUUGAAUUACGAAGAGAGCUACU
Messenger RNA from Corylus avellana, 1364 nucleotides. The record is from RefSeq and is a predicted model, not a curated record. NCBI's taxonomy places the organism in Eukaryota, Viridiplantae, Streptophyta, Magnoliopsida, Fagales, Betulaceae.